Aspergillus wentii DTO 134E9 is the source of this 831-nucleotide messenger RNA. RefSeq names its product orotidine-5'-phosphate decarboxylase pyrG (gene pyrG). Gene Ontology annotation, cellular component: cytosol. Bases 1 to 831 code for a protein of 276 amino acids. The record is from RefSeq and is a predicted model, not a curated record. The transcript has 2 exons. NCBI's taxonomy places the organism in Eukaryota, Fungi, Ascomycota, Eurotiomycetes, Eurotiales, Aspergillaceae. Gene Ontology annotation, molecular function: orotidine-5'-phosphate decarboxylase activity. Gene Ontology annotation, biological process: 'de novo' UMP biosynthetic process; 'de novo' pyrimidine nucleobase biosynthetic process.
AUGUCUUCGAAAUCGAAAUUGACCUACAGCACCCGUGCCAGCACCCACCCCAAUGUCCUGGUGAAGAAGCUCUUCGAGGUCGCCGAGGCCAAGAAGUCCAAUGUGACCGUUUCCGCUGAUGUGACGACUACCAAAGAGCUUCUCGACUUGGCCGACCGUCUUGGUCCCCAUAUUGCCGUGAUUAAAACGCACAUCGAUAUCCUCUCCGACUUUAGCAAUGAAACCAUCACCGGUCUGAAGGCUCUGGCUGAGAAGCACAACUUCCUCAUCUUCGAGGACCGCAAAUUCAUCGAUAUUGGCAACACGGUUCAGAAGCAAUACCACGGUGGUACUCUGCGCAUCUCCGAGUGGGCACACAUCAUCAACUGCAGCAUUCUUCCCGGCGAGGGCAUCGUGGAGGCUCUGGCUCAGAGCGCCUCGGCCGAUGAUUUCCACUACGGACCCGAGAGGGGAUUGUUGAUCUUGGCCGAAAUGACCUCCAAGGGAUCGCUGGCAACAGGCGAAUACACCAAGGCGUCUGUGGACUACGCGCGGAAAUACAAGAACUUUGUUAUGGGAUUUGUGUCGACGCGAUCGCUGGGCGAGGUGCAGUCGGAGGCCACAUCCCCGUCUGAAGACGAGGACUUUGUCGUUUUCACGACGGGAGUGAACCUCUCGUCCAAGGGAGAUAAACUGGGACAGCAGUACCAGACGCCCGAGUCAGCCAUUGGGCGCGGAGCGGACUUUAUCAUUGCGGGACGCGGAAUCUAUGCGGCGGCGGACCCGGUUGAAGCGGUGCAGCGGUAUCAAAAGGAGGGAUGGGCUGCGUACGAGGCCCGCGUGAGUGCAUAA